UCAACUUCUCCCGACGAAUUCGGUCUUGACGCGAUUACGUAAUCGAACCUCCGUGACGGAUCUCUUCCGUCGCGCAUUUCCGCUCUCAGGCUAGUCUCCUUAUCAGUUAGUGAACAAUGGCAGGCAGACUGUUUGCGAGUCGCUUGCGACCUGUCGUUCAAGUCCAAAGAUGCGGGCUGAUGACCAUGGAGAAGGUUGGUAACAGGGAUGUGGUGGGCUUCGGAUACAAUGGCGAACCCACUUACUUGGACAGAGUAGACUUCCCUUGCCCUGCGGUACGCUGGAAGGAAAACAGCUCUGAUAUCAUGGCGUUGAGAGAGAAGGAGAAGGGAGACUGGAAGAAGCUGUCGAUCGAGGAGAAGAAGGCUCUGUAUCGCGCGAGUUUCCGCCAGACGUUCAGCGAGAUGGACGCGCCGACAGGAGAAUGGAAAGGCAUCAUGGGAAUGGCCCUGCUGGUAGUGAGCGCUGGCAUGUGGCUGUAUCUGUACUUUAAGGCAUUCGCUUAUCCACCCUUGCCUGAAACAUUCUCGCUAGAAAGACGAUUGGCACAGUUAGACCGUAUGAAGAAGCUCGACAUGAAUCCGAUUGACGGACUCUGCGCCCGAAAGUAGAAUAGCGACUGAGCAAAUUAAAUUUACUCUGCUAUUAAUUACUUAGUAUCAUUAUGUACAGUAUCUCGUUCUGUGGGCGCUUGUAUAUAUGUACAAGUGGCGAAUUUUUAAUAAAUGCCAUGUGGUUACAUUAGAGCGCUAUUAAUAUAUUAAA
This is a messenger RNA of Temnothorax curvispinosus, 765 nucleotides long. RefSeq names its product cytochrome c oxidase subunit 4 isoform 1, mitochondrial (gene COX4). Bases 117 to 611 code for a protein of 164 amino acids. Gene Ontology annotation, biological process: mitochondrial electron transport, cytochrome c to oxygen. Lineage: Eukaryota; Metazoa; Arthropoda; Insecta; Hymenoptera; Formicidae. The transcript has 4 exons. The record is from RefSeq and is a predicted model, not a curated record.